Molecule: messenger RNA, 408 nt
Organism: Lodderomyces oxycetoniae
Lineage: Eukaryota; Fungi; Ascomycota; Pichiomycetes; Serinales; Debaryomycetaceae
Exons: 2
Coding region: 1-408 (135 amino acids)
Source: RefSeq, a predicted model, not a curated record
AUGACAGCUUUUGUUAAUGACAGCUUUUAUACUAUUAACCCAUAUUUAAUCUUUUUUGCAUUGAAACCAUUACUAGACGACAUCAAUAGGGAGUUUGAUGAAUUUGCUAGGGGUGUGCCUGUUAUGACUAAUGUAUUUAUAUCAGAGCUACCGGUAAAAGUACCUUUUGCAUUAGUUAGGUCUGCCGAUUCACUGGCAUAUACUAGACCUCCAGGUAUGGAUGUUAUUUCUGAAGAUGAGGCCAUUGACGACGAUGAUAAUGAUGUUGUUGAUGAGGUUGUUAAUAACGAUGUUGAGACUGGUAUACUUUUUUCUAUAGAGUCCAAUGAUAUAUUAUUACUGUUAUUUAUUAUUGUCACCGUUGCCAUACGUAGAUUAGUUAACGAUGGUGCCGAUUUCGGUGUAUAA